CACUUUGCUUUGUUUUGCAGUUACAAUGCCUACCUUGGUUGGGAUAUGCAUUGGAAGUGCUUUCUUUGUCUUCACGCUAGCAGCAGUCACGUGCUACUGUUAUCGACGUAAAACGUUGCAGGUCGCUCACAAGCUGUGUUUCAUUUUCAAGAAAAACGUCCAGGAAAAACCUGUCGUGCUGCGAAAACCCACUGCCUUGAAAACACCCAGCAGCGGCCCCAGAGGUUUCAAAAAAAGCUCAAGCCCCACAAACCAAAAUACGCUUCCCUUUGAUAAGCCUUCUUCCAAUUCUCAGAACGUGGAUAGAGGAAAUACUGACAGUUUGAAGAAUCACUCAUCUAGUAGCCAUGAAUGUAAACAUUUGAUCCCAAAAUGUCACAUUAAAAACGAAAACGAAAAUCAUUGUUCUCAUGUUAAAAAAGAGAAAGAAAGAAAGGAAAGAGAGAAAAAAAUUAUAGAUGAAAAGGAUAGCAAGCUUGGCAAACUCCACUUUCGGUUGAAGUACGCGCCAGAAAAGCACUCCCUACUGGUCACCAUUGUUCAAUGCACGCAGCUGCCACCGAAAGACUUGAAUAGAGGGACAUCUGACCCUUACGUUAAGCUGUUGUUGCUUCCGGACAAACAGCACAAAGUGAAGACCAGAGUACUUCGAAAGACCUUACACCCUAAGUACGACGAGGAGUUCACGUUUUACGGCAUCACUCCCAACCAACUUGAGGCUACUACCCUGCACUUCGUGGUCCUUAGUUUUGACAGAUACUCCCGAGACGACAUCAUUGGGGAGGUGAUCUACUCCUUUCAGAACACAGACUUUGAAGACUUAGAAAAGGAAAUUACUCUCACAAAGGAAAUUGCUCCCCGGACACUAAAUCUUCGGUCACACGGACGGGGAGAAUUACAGGUGUCUCUGUGUUACCAACCUGCAGCUAGAAGACUGACAGUUGUGGUACUGAAAGCUAGAAACCUUCCGAAGGUGAACGUCACUGGAAUAAGUGAUCCCUAUGUAAAACUGUAUCUUCUAUACAAGAACCAGAGGAUUGCUAAGAAGAAGACACAUGUGAAGAAGCGCACAGUUAACCCAGUAUUUAACGAGUCCUUUGUUUUUAAUGUCCCUAAUGAUGGACUGGAAUGCAUUGGGCUGGAGUUCUUUGUUCUAGACUGGGAUUGUGUUACAAAGAACGAGGUGGUCGGGCGACUGGUUCUAGGAUCUCGGGUAGGAGGCGCUGCACAACAUCACUGGCACGAGGUUAGCAACUCCCCUCGAAGACAGAUAGCAGAGUGGCACAAACUUAGGGAAUGAAAGGUCGAUUCUCUUUAUAAGCCUUCAGUAGCAGCUUAACUUCUACGAGUUUGAGUUUAGAAAUGAAAAAAACAUGAAUUCAGUUAACAAUAUCUCUUAUUGAUCAUUCACGUUCAUACUUUGUAUAUUUUUACUAUAUUUAUUGAGUUUACUGCUGCAUAUUGAAAACAACCUUUUGUUUUGGAAUAAGGUUGACGGUUUCUCGCUUGAUUUAGAAGUGUUGAAAACAAGCCUUAUAUUGAUUUUCUUACAAUAAGAUGUUUUUCACCAAUGAAAGAAUUAGCCGUAUGUAUUGUAUUACUGUACAGUAUUCCAUAUAUAGUGUCGUUGUGUUGUGACAUAAUAAUUUUGUGAAAUUGUCUGAAAACCUUUAAUAGAAUUUAUUCAUAUGUGCCAUAAAUAUGUAAAAAAAGUAUGUUAACGAAGCAACAGCUUCUGUAUCCGUAUUUCACAGGGUGAACGUGAAUUUCUGUAGUUUUAUUUACAGAAAAAAAUAUCAAGUAGUCAGAGAUGGACUGAACUUAGAAGAGGAAGUGUAAUUAAGUCUGCUAAAUAACUGUUUGACUCUUCCUUCGAUUUAGAAUAAAACAUAAAAAUAGAGAAAGUAAUUGCGUAUUUUGUUUCUUAAAAUAACCUAACUUCAACGUUGAAGAGUAUACUGAACUAAUGUUUUUUCAGGAAAAUUUGUUUGUAGAAAUAGUGUUAAAAUAUAUAUUUUUAUGUUUUGGUACAUAUUUUAAGAUUAAAACUGUGAUAAAGAUGAUUUGUUAACUAUGUUUAGACUAAUUCAAUUAAAUGUCGAUAUUUUUUGUUUGCAACAGUGAACAAAAUCAACGUGGUGUAAUAAAUCCUCAUUAAAGUAUCUUGCAUAAGUGAAUUUGUUUUCAUACUCAUUAAUGAAUAAAAUAUCUGAAGUAGAA
Molecule: messenger RNA, 2220 nt
Organism: Limulus polyphemus (Atlantic horseshoe crab)
Lineage: Eukaryota; Metazoa; Arthropoda; Merostomata; Xiphosura; Limulidae
Product: synaptotagmin-4-like
Exons: 3
Coding region: 26-1300 (424 amino acids)
Biological process (GO): vesicle fusion; regulation of dopamine secretion; calcium-ion regulated exocytosis
Cellular component (GO): synapse; membrane; axon
Molecular function (GO): calcium-dependent phospholipid binding; clathrin binding; SNARE binding
Source: RefSeq, a predicted model, not a curated record